This is a messenger RNA of Papaver somniferum (opium poppy), 624 nucleotides long. Its product is annotated as heavy metal-associated isoprenylated plant protein 39-like. The transcript is spliced from 2 exons. Gene Ontology annotation, molecular function: metal ion binding. NCBI's taxonomy places the organism in Eukaryota, Viridiplantae, Streptophyta, Magnoliopsida, Ranunculales, Papaveraceae. The coding region runs from base 175 to 531 and encodes 118 amino acids. The record is from RefSeq and is a predicted model, not a curated record.
UAAACACUGCAUUCUCUCUCUCUCAUUUCACAUCAACCCAUCUUCACUUCCUUCCUCAGGUACCAUCAUCUCUUGUUUCUCUAUUUACAUAGACUCUACAAGUCUCUCCCGACUUACCAACGUCACUCUCUCUCAUUUGAUUAAGAUCACUCAAUCAAUUAUCAGAAGAACGAUAUGCAGAAAAUUAUAGUGUCUCUAGAUUUACACGACGACAGAUGCAAGCAGAAGGCCAUGAAAUCAGUUUCUGGACUUCCAGGGGUUGAUUCGGUAUCGAUAGAUAUGAAAGACAAAAAAUUAACCGUAAUCGGAGAUGUUGAUGCAGUAGUUAUUGUGAAAAAGCUAAGAAGACACUGUCAUACAACAAUAGUUUCAGUCGGGCCAGCAAAAGAACCAGAGAAGAAGAAAGAAGAGCCGAAGAAAGAAGAACCAAAGAAAGUCGAAUAUGCUUAUAGUUAUGAAGCUUAUAAUCCUCAUAUGUCUACACCACAGUUUUAUUAUGAUCCUUGUAUGACUACAUAUUACUAUGUUUAGACUGCUGCAGAACACCAUAAUUUUGUAGUCAAUCCAAGAAUGUGUUCGGCUGUACUUAAGUUUUGUUAAUUAUUAAACACAAUUGUGCUCUAA